Molecule: messenger RNA, 6484 nt
Organism: Pieris napi
Lineage: Eukaryota; Metazoa; Arthropoda; Insecta; Lepidoptera; Pieridae
Exons: 32
Coding region: 284-6217 (1977 amino acids)
Biological process (GO): transcription by RNA polymerase III
Cellular component (GO): transcription factor TFIIIC complex
Molecular function (GO): protein binding
Source: RefSeq, a predicted model, not a curated record
UCUACCAAACUAGUAUUACUAGUGUAUGGGGAAUGAACCUUUUACAAAUAGAGAUAUAAACCAUGAUUUUUAAUUUUUAGGACUAAUGUAGAAGUUAUAAAAUUAUGCAAAUGUGCUACAUUAUUAUUUUUAUUGAUUGUGUAAUUUUUAAUUAACAUAAUAUAGAAGUUUUGGAAGUUUAUUCGAACAAAUGACAAAUUAGUUUUUAUGAAAACCAUUCAUCAAGAACUAGAUGAUUAUGAUUUUUCAGGUUUCUAAAUGUCAAUUUUGUGAGAGAUAAAUAAUGAGUUCUAAAAACAUGAAAAAACGAAAAGCAAAUCCAAUAUCUGAUAAUGAGACUCCUGAGGUGUUAGUAUUACCACCAAAAGCUUUAUUGGAUAAAUUUGGUAUUUCUCUUGGAGACAUAGGCAAUUUUCUGGAUGUUCAGAAAUCAUAUUCCGAUGGUGGACCAUCAAACCAUGUAGUUAAAUUAUAUGGAAAUAGUGUCACCUCAAAUACAUCAUUGGUUGCACCAAAUUUAAAUUUAAAUGACAGUUCUAUUAUGAAAACUGCAAGUUUAAUGAAAAAGUCACUAUUUUUAAGCCCAACCUUCUCAAAUUCAAAUUCAAUAGAUUCUCUAGUUGAAGAUGUACCAUCAAUUGCUUCAUCUAAUUUGGAGAUAAACAGCUCUGACCAUCGAAAUAAGAAUGUGUUAAAAAUUUCUACACCUCAAUUAGAUUCAGAAUUACUUUCUGCAAAUAAAAGUAAUGCUAAAAAUCAAGACCCAAAACCAUUGCAACAUAAUAAUGUAAAAAAUGAAAUUCAUACAAAAUUCAUGAAAAAUACAAACCACAGUGUAAGGGAAAUAUCACCAAAUGGAAUUGAUCUUGACAAGUCCAACAAUUUGACUAUUAUUGAUUUAGAGGUUGCAAGUUUUGUACCAGUUCCAAAUGAAUCUCUGACAAUAAAUAAUAGGACACUUAAUUUUACUAAUGGGCAAGAUAAUGUACAGGUUGAAUCUUUAAAGAAAGAUGAAGAAAAUGUAAAAAGUAAUGUAAAUUUAGAAGAUAAUGAGAUUUCCACUCAAGAAACUUUAUUGACUACUGAACAUCAUAGAAAAUGUCCUCAAAGACUUGAUAUAACAGAAACAUUUUUUUGUAAUAAUGAAACAAGUCCUCAGGAUAAAAAAAUAAUUGAAGAUAGUGAAAAAGGUAUUUUAAAAAGUCAAUUUACUCCAAUAGCAGAUUCCCAUCAAAAGAAUGAAAUAGUUAUUAAUAUAGACAAACAAAAAUGCAGUGUUGGACAAAUUUUACCCAUUAAUGAUUCUGUAACUAAAGUAGCAAUGGUUCUAAAAGAGUAUUUACAAAAUAACAAAAAUGUGACUGUUGAGCAUACUUUACAAUGUACAUCUCAUAUUCAAGGUGUAGAAAAGCCUGGAGGAGACAAGGAAUAUAAUUUUUUAAAACUUAAAAGAGAAAAAAGUCCUAAAUUUUAUACUAUUAAAGCUAGAAAAACAGUCCAUAAAGAAAUUGUUACAGAGAUUGUUGAAGAAAUUAUAACAGAUUGUAACAUAAAUCUCACAGAUGAAGACGAAGUGAAUGAAGUAAAGAUUUUUUGUGUUUGUUCCGAUUUUGGUUCCUUUAACUACUAUGAUGAAGAACUAGAACAUAUACAUUUCUGGGAACAAAAGAGUAGUAAAUGUUCGUUGGAUGUUAUUUUUGGUAUUUAUUGUGACGAUGAUACUAAUAGUAUAAAUAAUCAAAAUUUAUAUAAAGAAUGUGUAAAUGAUAAGAGUGAGUGUGAUUACAUUUGUGUAAAUGAAGAAAUAGAAUUCAAAUCAAAUGAUAUUGAUGAGAGCCAAAAUAUAUUGGAACCAACUUUGAUUGAAAUUGAAGUGCCUAUUUAUUACGAUAGUCAAAUGACAAAAGAAAUUAACAAUACAGUUAACUAUACUUCAGACGAAAACAAGAAUUGUGAAUUACAAGUUAAUAUAUCUUCGAAAAUGCAAGAUAUGGCUGAGAUUGUAUCGCCAGAGGCCACCCGAAAACAGAAAAAAAGAAAAACUGAGCGAGAUGGUUCCGAAGGUAGUCCAAAAAUCAAAAAGGCAAGAAAUGCUGUUGUGCAUCAAGAAACUGUUUCUAAUAAUGGUUCUGAAAAACCAAGUCGUGAUGCAGAUAGCUUGCCUAAAAUUAUUAUGGAAGUGCCUCGUAAAAGAGAAAAAGCAGAUGUUACAUGUGCCGUAUGUCACCAAAAUAUCGCCGAGUCUAAUUGGUAUGAACAUGUCGCAAGAAAACAUAGUUACUUGGCAUGGAAGGAAGGCGACGUACCUUUGGAUGUCGCAAGUGCACAACAAGUUAAGGAUCAUCUAUCAAAAAUGUUGCUUGAAUUUAAGGUUUUGGUUUGUGGUAAAUGUGGAUUAGAACGAACUGAUAUUAGUAAAUAUUUGAGCCAUGUGAACAGCUGUGAUGGAGAAUCGGCCCCUUCAGAGGAGUUGGAUACUGUGAAGAUCUUAGAAGUUGUAAAGUGUGCUCAGUGUCAAAUGGAGGUCACUCAGUGGUACAAUCAUAUUGGCUCUGUGCACAACUAUCUCGCUUAUAAAGAAGGAGACACACCGGUGGAUUUCACUGACGAAGACGAAGUCCGCCGACACUUGGCGGCGAUUGCUAGGGAAUAUAAUGGAUUGAAGUGUCCAAAGUGUGGCUGUCGACGGCAGUUUGUAAAGGCGUAUUUGAGUCAUGUGAAAAAAUGUGAAGUUCAGUCGGAGCCUGGUUUUGAUAACUCAUUAAGCUCUGUAAAGUGUGGAGUCUGUCAAGAGGAGAUUUUAGAAGAUGCGUGGAUACAGCAUAUUGAGCAGGAGCACAAUUAUUUGGCGUGGGAAGUAGGCGAAACUCCUUUAGAUCUCAACGACCCAGAAGCCGUACACAAUCAUCUGUAUAAAAUAUCGAAGCAAAUAGACAGUCUGGUUUGCACGAAGUGUGGAGUCAAACGGAAAUACGUUAAAGGGUACCAAACACAUUUCAAUCAGUGCACUUCAGUUACUGGCUAUACACCUGACAUAAAACGAUAUAGUUAUAUACAAAAAAAGAGAGAACGUGUUAUUCCAAGUUUUGAUGAGUCAAGCACAGUCUCGUGUGGUGUGUGUGGUUUGGUGAAAAGUGAAAGUCAAUGGCCGAAACAUAUUGAACAAGAGCACCAAUAUUUGGCAUGGAAAUUUGGCGAGUCGCCUAUAGACUUAAAUAAUACAAGAGCGAUCUCGACGCAUUUAAAUAGUAUUUCAAAAUAUUAUCCCGACGGAUUCCUUUGUACUAAAUGCGGCAAGCGAAGGAAAUGCGUCAGAAUAUUUAUGAGACAUAUAGAAUCGUGUCAGGAAAAAUCAUUAGGAGCCAACAAUUCCGUUCUGAAUGAAAGUGACUUGGAUACGAGCGUAUCCAAUAGUGUGGAGGAUAGUAUCAUAGAAGAAAAUAAUGUGACGUGCGGUGUGUGUAAGAAAGUGAUAGCAGAAAAGCUUUGGUUCCAACACAUUGGCGACGAACAUUAUUAUUUAGCUUGGAAAGAUACUGAAGAGCCAUUGGAUCUAACUGAUACAAUGGGAGUACGAGAUUAUCUGUAUAAUAUUUCACAGAAACAUGGACAGCUCACCUGUAAGAAAUGUGGUAUUAAACGUAAAUAUGCUAAAUCAUUUCUAGCCCAUAUUGGACACUGUGAUUCCAGAGUAAAUGUGGGCCAUAUGUCAGAUACAAGUAUGAGCACGAGUUUUCAAGAAGACACGAGUCCUGACGCAAUAAUUAAAUGCGGUGUGUGUCAGAAAGAGAUGGAGAAUAGAAAGUGGGAGUCUCACAUUCGCAUACACUAUUAUAUAGCGUGGAAAGAAGGUUGCAAGCCGUUAGAUACGAACGACGAGCAAGCAGUUUAUGCGUAUCUAUAUGAUUUGUCUAAACUGUAUGGCGGGUUAACCUGUCCCAAAUGUAACAUUAAGAAGAAAUACGUGAAAGCCUACAGAGUACACGUAGCGUCAUGUCAAGUAGAUUUAGACGUCGAGUCUGUUUUCAAGAAUCAGGAAAGUCGAGACACGUACGAGUGUGCAAUAUGUCACGAAACGGGUCCGGUGAAUAAAUUCAAAUCUCACGCGAUGAAGGAACACUAUAAUGUAGCUUGGAUGGUUGGAGAUAUUCCAAUUGACGUGAGAACUACGUCAUCAGUUGAAAAAUAUUUGAAAGAGUACCAGAAGAGUCAUAGCUCGUUAGUUUGUAAUAAAUGUGGAUUGACAAGAGCGUCCAUCGCCGGCUUCUUUGCUCAUGUCGUACAGUGCGAGCGUACGGAAGAAGAAAUGGAAAUGUACAAAAGCGUAUGUGAAAUCUGCAAUACUAAGUAUCUGGGUGUGUACAAAUACACACACAUGGCGAUACAUCGUAUGGAGGAGGCCAAAAAGAAGUUGGCAGAUAAAGUUCCGGUAGUCGCCGAAGACCUUGAUGUAACCGGAAAACGGCGUGCGGCUCAGAAAGCAAUAAAUGACAUCAGGAACAUCUCCGAUGUAACGGGAAAAGACAACGAUGAAGACGUAGAAGAUGAGGGUGAGUACAAAUGCCCUGAAGACUCUUCUAGCAGUGAAUCAGAGGAGUCCGGAGUUUCUGAGACCGAAGAUCAACCAGAAACAGAUGUGGAUCAGGAUCUUUCGGAUACAGAGAGUAGGAUUAGGAAUAGGAAAUCUACAUCUACUUUUUCAACAACGAACGACGACAGAAUUCCAUUUUAUGUUAAAGAUCCAUUUGCGUACAUAGCGAAAAGUUAUAAGGACUUUACCAACACACAUUUAACUUCAAAUACUUUAUUCCCGCAAUGGUUAAGCUGUGAAUACGAGUCAGUACCGGAGAUAGAUUUGCCCAAAUAUAUGCCGCCCUUGACCGAGUCCUGUAAAGUUCAAGUCUGUUCAAAAAAUAUUUCGACGUAUAAAGUGUUCGAAGCGAAGGCUGAUAAAGGUGUCAGUAUGUUCGUGGGAGCCACUAUUAAUAAUAUUUCGUGGGUGCCUUGUAAUGAGCAGGCUCACCCGUACUUAGCUGUCAAUUGUUACAACGGGACUGACGCGCCGCGGAUUGACGCAACAGAGCUGAUAGCGCACUCCGGCCUAAUUCAAAUAUGGGAUUUUAAGGAUAUGCAAAAGUUGCCAUCAUUCGUGUUUGGUCUAGCCCACGAUUUUGGGACAGUUUGGGGAAUGGACUGGUGUCCUUCAGGGGCCUGUGAGCUUUUGCCUGAAAACCCAGACAACACAUUCGUAAGGCUCGGUCUUCUGGCAGUCGCUUGUUCUAACGGAGGAGCCUAUAUUUUCUCAGUACCGCAUCCAUCUAUUGUUAAUACUGACAACUUGGUGUAUAAAUUAAAACCAGUGGCUGAGUUGAGGUUGUUCCGAGAUAUGAGUAAAAAUGCCCAAGCCACAGCGGUUACUUGGUCCAUGCAAAAGGGACACUCAUGUAUAAUAGUCGGGUAUUCGAAUGGUAUGACAGCGAUGUAUGAUUUGGAAUGCGAUUCCCCCUUGUUAUCGUGUGAGGAAGAUGGUGUUCGAGUAUUUUAUCCAUUCCACGACGAACGAUCUCAUAACGUGUGCGUAACGGACGUAAAAGCGUUCGUCUCCGGUUCGAAUAUACGCGGAAGUGUGAGUGCGUCCUCUUGCGGUGUGACGGCGUCCAUUGCUUCGGGGCGCCAACACAUAUCACUAACAGCUGAAAGCCUCUUGGUCACACCGCAUUGGCCGUCCACAAUACUCGCGGGAAACGCUGGCAUUGUAACCCAUGCAGUGAACGAGGUAGAAUGGUGGGGUCACGGGCGUCGUCUAGGCUCUAUGAGCACGGCGUGUGGGUGUAUUGUCUGUGGACGUGUCGCUGCCUAUUUCCCGCCUUUUGUCAAAACCAUGUUCUUGCAUCCACUGUACAAUGAUAAGAGAGAUAUUCAAGUUAAGGCGAAGAUAGAUAUAAUGUCCCUAGAAGAGGAAUCAGAAAGUUCUAAAGGCCAACUGGAGCCAGAGAGUUACGAAGAGGUUAUCAAAAUGCAUGGAAUAAAAUUAGAAUUGGCAACGAACUUAAAAAAGCAUGAAAAAAGCCAGAAUAUAACCAAGCCGAAGCAACGUAACGCGGAGCGGUAUCCUCUAGCAGAAGUCACCUCCGUUUCCUUCUGUACCGUCCCCAAACAUCACAAACGUUUGGCUAUAGCAACGCAUAGCGGAAUUAUCUUCGUUAUUAACACGUAACAUACUAAGGCAGUGUUGGCCUAGUGGUUACAGUGUGCGGCUCUCAUCCCUGAGGUCGUAGGUUCGAACCCUUGCUGUGUACCAAUGGACCUUCUAUGUGCAUUUAACACUUGCUCGAGUGAAGAUUCGUGAGUAAAUCGGCAUGCCUUAGAACUAAAAAGUCGACGGCGUGUGUUCGUGACGGCUGAUCACCUACUUGCCUAUAUCACAAAACAGAUAUAAAAGUCUGAGGCUUAGACCUAAAAGGUUGGCGCCACUGGGUUUUUU